AAUAAAACAAAUCACAAAAGAAAAAAAAAAUCAUUUGAAAAUUAAUUAGGUAACCGAUAUUUAAUAAUAUCCUUAAUAACACAAAAUAAUAACAUUUGCUAUUAGUCAUCUAUAUAUUCUAGUGUUUAGCCAAGGUUAAUAGCCGAUAACUACCUAAUAUACGUCCGUGGGUAGUACUAUCUAUCUAUAAACCUUGGUGUUUAUCAACAAUAUAUUUUGUUUAUUCUAUAUUCCCCCAUAAAAUCGAUAAGCUUCCCGUAUUCUCAUCUAUAUUAUUUGGUAAAGAGUAGAGGAGUCAUAGCAUUGAUUAUAAUAUAUGUUAGUACUAUAGUCAAUAUUUACAAAAUUAUAUAUAAUCAGUGACAAUAGGUUCUGAUAAAAAUCUUGGGUUAUCAAUUAUUUUUAUCGUUAUUAUCUACUACCGUAAUAUUAAAAAUUAUUUUGAUGAUUUGUAAACUUGUUUAUGAGUUUUUGGAAUUAAUUUUUAUUUGAUAUGAAUUUAAUAUUAUUAUAAUAUGAUAUGAUAUGAUAUGAUAUAAUAUGAUUAAAGUCGAUGAUAAAUUCUAAUCUACUUUGAAGCUCAAAAUUUUUUAAUUGUCAAUUUAUUAGACUUUAGGAAUGAAUUAUGCUCCUAAAAAUUUGUUUGAAAUGAAUGGAUAUAAAUUUUUUUUAUUCGGUUGUUUGUUUACGUCUGUCACUUGGUCUUUAAGUUUGUACAUGUAUUGGAAACUUAGCACCAAGCCCGAAAGUUAUUCACAAGCUAAACUCUAUCGAAGCGAGAAUACUUUUGAAUAUGUAAGGAAACAAAAAUCUAAAUAUUUUAAGAGCCAUGUGGAUAAAAAUGGUUGGUGCAUACUCAUAUUUUUUUAAAUUAAGUUGGUUUUUUAAUAUUUAAUUCUUACCUAUUUACAUUUUACACUGUAUUAUUUUUAUAUAGACAUUGAUGGCUUGGGAAUUAUUAAAAAUGACGAUGAUAUGAUUAUUAGAGAUAAAGGAUACAAAGACCAUGGGUUUAACGCUUUAGUAAGUUUGAGAUUAGGCAAUUUUCGUGAUCCAUUGCCUGAUACUAGACAUAAAUUGUAAGUCAAUAUUUUAUUUAAGAAAGUAUACAUUAAAUUUUCUGAAUGCAUAUUAUUUAUUACCUUUAUCUCUUAGAUGUUCAACAAUAAAUUACGAUCAAAACUUGCCUACGGCUAGUAUUAUAAUUUGUUUUUAUAAUGAGCAUCCACAAGCUCUUUUUAGGACUAUAGAAUCAGUUAUUAGACGGACUCCAAGAAAUAUGUUACAUGAAGUCGUAUUAAUAAACGAUUAUAGUGAUUCACGUAAGUAAAAUCUAAUAAUUAACAUGUUUUGUUAAUGUGUAUUACAUACGUAAAUUAUUAUUAUUAUUAUUUUUAGCAAAUCUACAUGUCACAGUUGAGCAAUACAUACAAAAUGAAAAGAUUCAAGAUAUAGUCCAUUUAAGAAAAACAGCUGUAAGAGAGGGUCUUAUUCGUGCAAGAUUAUUUGGAGCCAACUUAGCAACUGGUCAAGUAAAUUAAUGUCUUAAAUUAAUGUAUAUUUAUAUGUUUAGUUAAUAAUACGGCCCAAAUUAAUAAUGAAUAAAACUCUAAAAAUAAUAUAAAUGAAUAUAUAAACAUUACAUUUUAAAAUUAAAUAGAGAUUACUACUGUUAUCGUUAUAAAAAUUGUGUAGUUAAUCAAUUAAACUUUAUAUUGUUCAUACAGUAUUAUUCAGAUAUAUAUUUAAUGUUGAAUAGGCCUAUCAGGAAAUUAGUAUUUUCCAGAUGAGUCCCCGUCUGAACUUAAUUAUGGGACUUUUGCCUGUAGUUUGAGUAUGUUAUGAGUAAAGGAGAAUCUGAAUCAGUAAGAAUUGUAUUCAGAAUUAUGAGAGGAAAAAGAGGGAAAGGAAAUCUGAAAAAGAGGUGGUUGAAUUUGAUUGAGAACGAUAUGAAGAUAAGUAGUGUGUGUAAGGUGGGAGAUUGUGUCAAGUGGAAAUUUAGAACGGUGGCCAAUCCUAAAUAGUUGGGAUGAAUGCAAAAUAGAACAAGAAAAUAAUGUUAAAUAAAAUGUCUGUCAAUAUCUAUGUAGAUUAUAUCUAGCAUAAUAGGUAUCUAUCCAUUUUAUAUAUUACCUAUAUUAUAGUUAAUUCAAAAUUAUUGGUAAAAAUUUUGGAUAAUCACAAAAUAAAUUAUCUAUAAUUUUAAUGUUCUUAUGAACCCUGAUUUUUAGGGUUGAACCUAACCAAACUGAACUUUUCUUAAAAAUCAACAAACCUAAACUGAUUGGAACUUUUAAAAUAUUUUAUCGAACUCUAAUUAAACAUUAAAAAGUAAUCCUGUAUUUUUAUGGUAGAAGUUGUAUAUUUGUAUGAAAUUUAAAAAAUAAAGUUUAAUAAAAUAUGAGACUCACUAAUGUAAAAAAAUCGAUUUUUUUUUUUUAUAAUAAUCGCUUUAUCCCACCAUAGAACAUUGUAUUGGUGCCACGCUGAAACGGCAUGAAACAAUUUUUAAACGGUACUAUUGGUUAUUUGGUUUGGUUUGAUUAUUUGAAAUUUUCAAUUCGGUUUAGUUCGAAAAUUGAACAGUUCAUAGCAUACCAAAUUAUUUCAUUUGUAUUCCUCAUUAAAUUAUGAAAAUUAAUACAGAAAUAAUUAUACCAGUUUUAUUUUUAUUUUGUUCUAUUAGGUUUUAAUAUUUCUUGACAGCCACGUAGAAGUAAAUGUAGAUUGGAUUCAACCACUUUUGACUAGGGUACGUGAUAAUCGUACCCAAAUUAUUGCUCCUAUUAUUGAUAUCAUUCAACCAGACACAUUUGAUUACAAAUCAUCUCCAUUGGUUAGGGGUGGCUUUAAUUGGGGAUUAAAUUUUAAAUGGGACAGUUUACCAAAAGAUACAUUAGUUACAGAUGAAGAUUUUGUGAAACCAAUUAAGUAAUAUUCUUUUAUAACUAUAUAUGCAGAUAAAAGUAUAUAUAUAUAUAUAUAUAUAUCUUAAUUACAGAACACCAACUAUUGCUGGAGGCCUUUUCGCUGUGGAUAGAAAUUACUUCAGUGAAAUUGGCCAAUAUGAUUCCGGAAUGAAUAUAUGGGGAGGUGAAAACUUGGAGUUAUCAUUUCGAGUAAGAAAUAAAUGAUUCAAUGUCUAUUCUAAAUGAUUUAUAAUGCAUGAGUAAGUUAUUUAUCUUAGACAUUUAAGUUAAUUUUAAACUAUUAUUAUCUAUAUUACUUUUAAAAUUUUAAACAGAUAUAUUAAAAUAUAACAUAUUUUUUUAUACAAUUUUUUAGGUGUGGAUGUGUGGAGGUUCACUUUUCAUAGAACCAUGUUCUCGUGUUGGACAUGUAUUUAGGCAACAUCGACCAUACUCAGCUCCAAAUCAUGAAGACACUAUGGCAAGGAAUUCUUUGCGACUUGCAAAUGUCUGGAUGGAUGAUUUUAAAGUGGGUUAGAAAUAUAAAAUUAUUUAAAUAAUGUUAUAAAAUGGUGUAUUAUUUACAGAAAUUCUUUAUAAGUAAACGAUUGAAUUUACUCCGCCUAGAUUAUGGUGAUGUAUCUGAUAGAAAAGCUUUACGUACCAAAUUAGGGUGUAAAAAUUUUGAGUGGUACUUAGAAAAUGUGUAUCCUGAAAUGCUAUUACCAACAGAUGAAAUCGAUCGUCUCAGUAAAAAAUUAGAAAAUGUAAACAAACCAGUUUUUCAACCAUGGAAUAAACGGAUUCGUAACUAUACAGCAAAGUUUUUGGUAUGAUUUAUAUAUAAUGCUUAGAUUUAUAUAUAUAUUAAUUUUACAAUUUGUUUUAGAUUAACUUAAGUAAUACAAAUUUGUGUGUCCAUCCAAUUAAAGGACACCAAACAAAAAAUAGUAAACUUGUUCUUAGAUCUUGUAUUCGGAACAAGGAACAAGUUAGUGUCACAAGUAUCUAUGUAUAAUAUUAAUUAAUAAUUUUUCUAUUUAACAGUUUGAGAAACAUUUUAGAUAUGGUAUGAAACUGAUAAAGAAGAACUAGUUUUAUCAAAACUUUUAUGUUUGGAUAGUGCUUCAGGCAAGCCAGUUAUAGGAAAAUGCAGUGAAACCGGAAGCUCACAACGGUGGAAACAUUCAGAUGAUGUAAAUAUAAAACUUAAUAUAAUAAUAGUUAAGGGGUUUCUAUACAUAAUUUAUUUUUUUUAGUCUUAUGCCUUAGCAUAAUAUAACAAAUACAUUUCACACUUCAAUGAUUGCAACUUUUUGGUUAUAUUUAAGAUAAGAAAAUUUUCAUUUUUACAAUGAAGAAAUCUGUGUUUAAAUUUAUUUAAAUCAGAAUACUCAUCUUUAUGCAUAAAAGAUAUUAACCAGAGAGUCGAAGUAAUUGAAGUGCGAAACUUAUUUAUUGCUAAAUUAAACACAAGACAGACAGGGAAAAAACAUAUGUGUAGAGGUCAUUUAAGAAGAUAUUAAAACUUUUAAAUAUUACUGUGUUAAUAGAACUAUGGGAAAGUGCAUUUAAAAUUUAGUUUCAAAAUUUUUAAUGAAAUUAAUUAAAACAUUGAUUUAUUAUGUUUUCUUUAGAAAUAAAGAUGAUAUAAGUAGAAUUACAAUUGUCAAUUAAUAGCAUUCUAAAUGUUUAGUUAAUUGUAAUAACAAACAUAGAGGUUUCUAAAAUAACUACAAUACAAACUUAGGAUGUCCAUAAGUCAUGUUCAAAUUUACUUAUGAAUAUAUGCAUAAGAUCUUGUUACUCAAAAAUGUAGAUCUUCAGUUGACUUUGCUGGACUUACUUGUACAUAAUAUGAUACAGUUAUGUUUUAAGAUGACCAAGUUCUUUUCAAAAAAUGAUUUUAGAAUGUUGUGUAUUAUCUUAACAUUGUAAUUUACUGAGCUGUUAAGUCUAAAUGUUUAAGAGUAUAUACAAAAAAUUAUGUUCCAAUUUAAUCUUUUUUAAAUUCAUCAGUUUAAUAAAGAGUAUGUUUAGUCUCUAUAUUUUCAAUGCUACUUCAUUCAGGGUUAAAGAUAGACCAAUCUUUAACCUGUUUAUGGUUCAAAAAACUUUUCUUUCAAACAUGAUAAGUUCUGUACAGUCGCCUUUAGUCAAUGACCAAGUUUCACAAGCAUAUGUUAUUACAAGUUGAUUAGUUCGGUAGUUCGUGAAUUCAUCUCAAGUGGUCAAAGAUUUUUUUUAUGUUUAUUAGUUUUAUAAUUUAAAAAUUUAAGUCACAUUAAUUAAGGACCUAUUAAUAACCUUAGCUAACCUUUAUUAUUUUUAAUAAAUAAAUACAAAUAUUUGUCCAGAACAUUUAGUGUAUUGUUGAUUUAUUAAAUACGCAUAAAUUAUAAAGAAAUAAGUGAAGGGGGAGUGGAAUUAAGUAGUAGUUUUAUGGAGGUGGAAAAUUUAGUGGUCCGUGCCUAAUGUUGAGUUAGGAACCACAGUUCUAGAUAAUAACUUAGAUCUUAGGAUUUAAUUGUUUAAUUAUACUGAAAUAACAACUAUUUUCACUUUUGAUUCGUUAAUUUAUAUACGCGUCAUUCUUAUUAACACGAUAUUAACGCGUAAUUAUUUAAAAUCUUUAAUUUUUUCAAAUUCAUAAUUGUCUAUUAAAAAUCUAUAUUUGGCAGUCAUCUUGAUAAGACUAUGUAAUUCAUUUUUUCUUUGUUCACAUGGAAUCCUUUCUCUUUUUUUGCAUUUAUGAGUUUUGAUGUUGCAUUGAUGACUUCUUCUUUGGUUUCAUCAAUCACUACAAUGUCACACGUAUAUGGUAACAAAUUGUUCAUUAACUAUUUUUAUCCUUCAUGAUUAGUGUCUCUUAUUAUUUUUUCAAGUGUCAAGUUAAAUAAUGUGGGUAAAAGACAUUCCCCUGUUUUGGGCCAGAUUUAACUUCAAUUAUAUUCUGUUGUAUAUAUUACAAAUAUAGUUUUCAUUGAUUAUAGUUAUACAGAAUCAGUACUUUUUAUAGGAGUUGGUGUUCAAAAAACAAUAGAUUAACUUUUAGGUAAUGUUUGUAUUUUUUUAUUAUAAUAACUUUAAAAAGGUUUGAAAAAAAAACUUGAUAUAUCAAUUGUAAAUCAUAUGAUAAAAUUAUAUUUUUCAGAAAGGAACUGCAUUAUACAAUUUGGCUGCUGGAACAUGUCUUAGUGUAAAUGAGAAGAAGAUAAAUGCAGAAAUUGUUAUGAACAUAUGCAACAAUGAAAGUUCAUACAAUAAAUGGAACUUAGUAAUCAUUUAAUAUUUAAGUUAUAGUGCUAUAAAGAAAAUUUAAUGGAUUAUGUAUAAUACUAUGUAUACUUUUACAAUCAAAUCUAAUUGUUUAUCAAUCUUAUAAACCAUAAUCUAUUAAAAGAACAAUAUUAAUAUUAUUGAUAGUAUUGUAAUUAUAAAUUUUGUACCCUAAAAUGUAUUUGUUACAAAAAAAAAAAUAAAUAGUUUAACUGUAUAUUUCCUAGUACAUAUUAAUUAUUUAUUAUAUUAAAAUCAAUCCGCAAUCAUUUGUUUGAGCUAUACUAUUGUCAAAUGUAGCACACAGAAUUGUAUAGUCUGCACAGAAUAAACACCGACUAAAUUAUAAACAGGACACUGAUAUUCAUUGAUUUUUGUUAGUAAAGGCCAAAUUUUUACAAUAACAUAUAGAAAUAUAUCAAAUUUACUAAACAUAAUAUUUUAUACAUUGUAUAUUCUGUAUACUAGUACUUAAUAUUAUGUAG
This is a messenger RNA of Cinara cedri, 6673 nucleotides long. The record is from the annotation of a GenBank genome assembly. NCBI's taxonomy places the organism in Eukaryota, Metazoa, Arthropoda, Insecta, Hemiptera, Aphididae.